AUGUCUACCAUUAGCUUGCAUGUAGCAAUCCUUAGCAAGCCAGUAUAUCUCCAAAACUUGGAGAUGAUUAGAGCUUCAAAGGCGGAAUAUCUCUCUCAUACUACACCCGCCUCCCGCCUCUACACUUCUUGCUCGACACAACCAGAAGCUCAUGAUCAAAUCCAACGACGCUCUGGAAACUACAAGCCUUCCCUUUGGGAUUUCAAUUACAUUCAGUCUCUCAACAAUCCGUAUAAGGAGGAGAGGCACUUGGACAGGAGAGCAGAACUGAUUGUGCAAGUGAAGAUUUUGCUUAAGACAAAGGAGCAUGCGCAACAGUUAGAGUUGAUUGAUGACUUGAAAUAUUUGGGACUGUCUUAUUUUUUUCAAAAUGAGAUUAAGCACAUUUUAGGCUCUAUAUAUAUUGAGCAUAAAUGUUUUCACAAUAAUGAAGCAGAUGAUCAAAGGGAUUUGUAUUUCACAGCUCUUGGAUUGAGAAUUCUCAGACAGCAUGGUUUCCAUGUUUCCGAAGAGGUGCUUGAUUGUUUCAAGAACGAGAAGGGUAGUGAUUUCAAGGCAAGCCUUGCUCGAGAUACUAAAGGAAUGUUGCAACUUUACGAAGCAGCUUUCCUUUUGAUAAAAGGAGAGGAGACACUAGAGCUUGCAAGACAAUUUUCUACUAGAUGUCUCCAGAAAAAACUUGAAGAUGAUGAACUUGACAACGAUCUUUCAUCACGGAUUCGCCAUUCAUUGGAGAUCCCUCUUCAUUGGAGAACACCAAAUCUAGAGGCAAGAUGGUUCUUGGAUGCAUACGUGGUGAGGCCCGACAUGAAUCCACUCAUCUUUGAGCUUGCCAAACUACAUUUCAACAUUGUUCAAGCAACACAAUUAGAAGAACUCAAACAUAUCUCAAGGUGGUGGGAGGAUUCAGGCAUGGUUGAGAAGCUCCCAUUUGUGAGGGAUAUGGUGGUGGAAAGCUACUUUUGGGCAGUUGGAGUGUUCGAACCUCAUCAAUGUGGGUAUGAACGAAAAAUGGGUGCGAAGGCUACUACUUUGAUAACAGCUCUCGAUGAUGUUUAUGAUAUCUACGGUACACUAAACGAACUUGAAUUGUUCACAGACACGAUUAGAAGAUGGGAUAUUGAAUCCAUCAACGGACUUCCUGCUUACUUGCAAUCGUUCUAUUCCGUAAUCCACAACUUUGUUUCUGAACUGGCACGCGAUAUUUCUAAAGAAGAUGAUAUAGCAAGUCUACACAAACCGUGGGUAGAUUUGGUUGAAGCAUAUUUACAAGAGGCAAAGUGGCACCACAAAGGAUAUACACCAAGCAUGGAAGAAUAUCUCAAAAACUCCAUCAUUUCAAUCGGGGCUCCUGCAGCGAUAUCCCAACUCCAUUUUAUGUUAGCCGCAUCCAAAGAGAAACCGGUCAUGGAGAGCUUGUGCAAAUAUGACCACUUAAUUCUCCUUUCCGGGAUGCUUGUACGACUUUCUGAUGAUCUAGGAACAUCACAGCUUGAGAUGAAGAGAGGAGACGUGGCAAAAUCGGUCCAAUGCUACAUGAAGGAACAAAAUGCUAGCGAGGAAGAGGCGGAAGAACACAUAAGGUUUCUAAUCAGGGAGGCGUGGAAGGAGAUAAACACACGCAUGGAGGACUAUCCAGCCGGGGAUGAUUUGGUUGUAGCUAUAGCUAAUACCGGAAGAGUGGCGCAGUUCAUGUAUCUCGACAGAGAUGGAAACCACUCUCAAUUACAUCAACGGAUUGCUAGCAUGCUGUUUCAGCAAUAUCACUAACAACGACAGAUCUAGGUGGGGUCGGGGUCCAGCAAAAAACUCAAUAAAUUCGGGUUUUAGAGCUAGCUUCGCCCCAACCUGACAUCCAUUGCUUCUGACAGCGACAACCACCUUCUUCUUCAUCGUGUCCGACCCCACAUGUUCCAUUUUCUGGAUCCGUCAUU
This is a messenger RNA of Salvia hispanica, 1934 nucleotides long. RefSeq names its product linalool synthase Tps-5031L19, chloroplastic-like. Gene Ontology annotation, molecular function: magnesium ion binding; terpene synthase activity. The record is from RefSeq and is a predicted model, not a curated record. Gene Ontology annotation, biological process: diterpenoid biosynthetic process. Lineage: Eukaryota; Viridiplantae; Streptophyta; Magnoliopsida; Lamiales; Lamiaceae.